This is a messenger RNA of Notothenia coriiceps (black rockcod), 590 nucleotides long. Its product is annotated as dual specificity protein phosphatase CDC14A-like. The record is from RefSeq and is a predicted model, not a curated record. Lineage: Eukaryota; Metazoa; Chordata; Actinopteri; Perciformes; Nototheniidae. The coding region runs from base 312 to 590 and encodes 92 amino acids. The transcript is spliced from 3 exons.
GUCGUGAAGCAGUGCUAGCAUGCUAAACCAGGGAUAUUCACCGGUGAAAAGUGGAGAAAGGAGUGACGGGAACGGUAGAAGGGUUCUCAUGUGAGCAAAAAAGGGCCGCAGGGGCUGAUGGGAAACUGAGAAGAAAGUUUAUUUCAACUUUUGACUAGUUUCGGUUCACCGAAACGUUAGCUCCGCUGCUAGCUCUGCUAUAACGGCUAACGGCAGUUCGAAAAGUUACUGGAGGUACACCGCCGGGGAUUAGACGGACCCAUUGGGCCAGGGAUUAUACGGACCCUUCAGGCCGGGGAUUAGACGGCCCCAUGACGGUGGAAGGAGUGAGACACUCCGCCAUCCUGUCCGCCUUGUUCGGCGGGACGGACGAGUCCGAUCCGCUGGGAGCCGCGCAGUUCAUCAAAGAACGUCUGUACUUCGCCACGUUACGCAGUAAACCCAAGAGUACGGCGAACACUCACUACUUCUGCACCGAUGACGAGUUUGUCUACGAAAAUUUCUACGCAGACUUCGGCCCUCUGAAUCUGGCCAUGCUGUACCGAUACUGCUGCAAACUGAACAAGAAGCUGAAGGUGAGCUCCUGCUGA